AUGUUGUUUAGUCCCCUCCUCAUCUGGGCUCUCGCGACCAUUGCACGCGUGGUGGAAUGCGAAAACGAGGGUGAUGACGUCUUUCGACAGGACUGCUUGUCGCUGAACCCUGCAGCGCUCAUCAGGAACUCGACCCUGGCGAGACUCGAGUUCGUAGCUCAGGGCACGACCGUAUCCCUCAAUGACAAUGUCCCGUCUUGCAAUCGUCCUGCGCAAAAAGUCGAGGUCGAUCUUUGCCGCGUCGGUCUCCAGAUUCCGACCUCUAAGCGCUCGAGCAUCAGCUUUGAGCUGUGGCUCCCCAGAGAAUGGAAGGGCGCGCGGUAUCUUGCGACGGGAAACGGUGGUGUUGACGGCUGCAUCAAGUAUGAAGACCUGGCGUACGGCGCCGCUAACGGUUUUGCAACCAUGGGGACUAACAACGGACAUAAUGGCACAACCGCCGUGACGAUGCUGCACAAUCCCGAUAUUAUUGAGGACUUUUCUUAUCGAGCGCUUCAUACUGGCACCAAAUCUGCCAAGAAAAUCAUAAAGGCUUUGUACGACAAGAAACCUGACCAUUCGUACUUCAUCGGAUGCUCCCUGGGCGGCCGCAUGGGUAUCAAAGCUGCAGAGUUCUUUCCCGAGGACUACGAUGGCAUCGUCGCCGGUGCGCCGACCGUUGACUUUAACAAACUCCAAGGCGCGCGAGCCUUUUUCUACACCGUGACUGGCGCCGUCGGCUCCCAGGAUUUCAUCUCUGCCGAUACAUGGACAGGUCUCAUCCAUGAUGAGGUCCUCCGACAAUGUGAUGAGAUCGACGGCGUCGCGGAUGGCAUUAUUGAGGUCCCAAAUAAAUGCCACUUUGACCCGCAGGCGCUGUUGUGCAAAGCGUCAGAGGUCCAGGGGUGUCUGAACAAAGCUCAAGUCCAGCAGCUCGAGAAGAUCUACGCACCGUAUGAGUUCCCCGAUGGAGAGCCCAUUUUCCCACGCCUGAAUCCGGGAGCGGAGAAGAGAGCCGUAGAUCGACUCUUAUCUGGCCUGCCAUUCACCAACUCAGUUGAAUGGUUUCGCUACGUGGUCCUCAGCGACCCCGCUUGGCAACCCGAAGACUACACCUCGGAUCUCGUCCGCACGGCCGAGACCAUGAACCCAUUCAACAUCCGAACCUAUCCCCGCACCCUCCCCGGCUUCAGGGCCCGCGGCGGCAAGCUCAUCACGUACCACGGCGGCCAGGACCAGCAGCUCACACAGUUCAACACCGAGCGCUUCGUCGAGCGCAUGGCCCGCGGCGACGGCCGGCUGGGCGAUUACCACCGGUACUUUCCCAUCUCGGGGAUGUUCCACUGCAACACGGGGCCGGGAGCCUGGGUCCUCGGCCAGGGCGGCAACGCUGCCGCGGCGGGUAUCGGUUUCAACGCCGAGAGCAAUGUGCUGGCGGCGGCGGUCGCCUGGGUGGAAGAGGGCCGGGCGCCCGAGGUGCUACGAGGGACCAAGUUUGUGGAUGAUGCGCCGGCCAAGGGUGUUGACUUCCAGCGCGACCACUGCGCCUGGCCCAGGCAGCAGACAUUCAAAGGUGGCGAUUACAAGAAGCCUGAAAGCUGGAGGUGUGUCUAG
Verticillium alfalfae VaMs.102 is the source of this 1593-nucleotide messenger RNA. RefSeq names its product feruloyl esterase B. The coding region runs from base 1 to 1593 and encodes 530 amino acids. The transcript is spliced from 4 exons. Lineage: Eukaryota; Fungi; Ascomycota; Sordariomycetes; Glomerellales; Plectosphaerellaceae. The record is from RefSeq and is a predicted model, not a curated record.